AUGCUGCCCAUCCCAAAUCAGUUUCGAUGUUGCGACUGCGAGCGUGAUUUCAAUACAAAGGAAAGUCUUUCACAGCAUCUUGAAGACAGCCCAGCACAUCCACACAAGAAAUUCCAAAGGAAGACAGGAUGCAACAUGUGCAGAAGGACCUUCCACUGCAAGGCUGCACUGGAACAGCACAAAAGCUCGAUUCGACACCAGCCAUUAUGCCACAUCAAAUGUCUAGCAAGUAGUAAAUGCAAGAAAACAUUUGACUGCCCGUCGGCGCAGCUGCAUCACUUGGAAAGUGGAACUUGUCCGUCAAGGAUAGGAAAGACGCAGUUAAAUGCCGCCAUUAUAAAGAACGACGUAAGAGGGAUCAUAACAAACCAAGGCUCAAGCAUGCGGCUUUCGGAGGACGACGUGUCUGAGACUUCGACAACAAGCAGUCCACUGCUGACUCCUACGUCGACGGAAUUCUUUGAAUCCUAUCCAUCGCCAAUGCGAAGUUCGAAGUCUGAUAUUAUGGAUAUUUCAGAUCUCACUGGAGUAAUUAGCCCGCGGCUGGGUGUUGUAAGUGGGUUUACACGAUGUCCCCUUUGCCCACCCAGACGUACCCGCACAUACGGUCACCAAGCCCUCCAACAACACUUAUCGUCAAGCGUUCACUCCAAGACGAUCCUAACAGUGGUUCGGAGUAUACCAAAUGAGAUAUCGUUCUGUUGCCCACUGGCCCUGAUGAAGGAAAGCAGUACAAGGAAACCCCCAAAGAACUUCUCGACCGUGAGCGGUUUAGCACAGCAUAUUGAGUGUGGCGCUUGUUAUGGAGGUAAAGAAACAUUGCGUCGGGCAGUCGAGUAUCUCCAGAGUGAGAUGAAGACUUUGAAUCUGGGUGGGUUAAAAUUGUUGAAUUGA
Messenger RNA from Fusarium mangiferae, 894 nucleotides. RefSeq lists its product as uncharacterized. Lineage: Eukaryota; Fungi; Ascomycota; Sordariomycetes; Hypocreales; Nectriaceae. The record is from RefSeq and is a predicted model, not a curated record. Bases 1 to 894 code for a protein of 297 amino acids. The transcript has a single exon.